Cladocopium goreaui is the source of this 4199-nucleotide messenger RNA. NCBI's taxonomy places the organism in Eukaryota, Dinophyceae, Suessiales, Symbiodiniaceae. The record is from the annotation of a GenBank genome assembly.
AGAUGACCCAUGGCAAGACUCUUAGCGGGCGUUCUGGCCAACCUCGAUGACGAACCGUCAUCUCGGGGUGGGCAUGCUCGGGUUCGCAAGAGCGUCUUCUUGAAACAUUGUCGAAAUUUUGCACGUCGUGCUCGUGCCGCACAGCAAAUUGAACUCAGAUUGAGGACGGUCGCUGAUGAGUAUGUGGAGAACCAUGCGGUCCGCAAAUCUCAAGUCGCAUGGGCAUUGGGAUCUCAAUCAGUCAGAUCUGGUCACAAGGUGCUGAAGCGAUCUAAGACCAAUGUUUCUGGUAAGGGGCAAUACAGGGUCUGGACAGCACAGGCUAUGCUGCGUGUGACGCUUGGUCAAAGCUUCAUUGCUGCUUUCACGCCAAAGUUCCAGCACCACAGCUUGCAGAACAAGUCACCUACGAUGUGUUCAACUUCAUCGCUGGCUUUUUGGAUGUCGGCAUCGACAACCCAUAUCGGGAAAGUCAGAUCAGCUGUCUGCGAGCUGUUUUGUCAGCAGCUAGAAGCUCGCUGCAAGAAAUGUCAAGAUGCAAAACCAUUCAUGGUGUCCGUGAGCAUUGAGUUCGAUGCAUCUUCCUUCAAGACACGAGUCCGAAAAGGGAUGAUCGUAGCCGACGCAAAGUAUCAUGUACUGGUUCAACGUGGUGGACUGCUUGUUCAAUGGUCUGAAACCAGCAAGCAACUUCAGCACUCGAUGCUACCUAUAUGUCCAGCUGUACUUGAACAUGAAGACGCUGAGUCACUGUUCAAAGCUCUGCAAGACAAGCACCCAGUGGACUUAUUCAGCUGGUCAAAUGAAUCGACAAUCUUCCUCCUGAGACUUGUAUGCGACCGAGGGCCAGCCAAUCUCAAAACGAUAAGGCAAGGUAUUCUUCAGCAGAGACCGCGCAACUGUGUUGUCUUCUCGAAGACAUGUGACCAGCAUGCGCUCAACAACUCUUGCGAACCUUUGUGGAGGGGCAUGCGGAUUCUGCCUGACAUGUUCUACACAUCAGGGUACUUUGCCACUGGAAGCACCUACUUCAGCUUGCUGCGCAGUGCCGAAGCUUGGGUGUUUGCUGAAGGAACCGUGGAGGUUAUUUUUUCAGCGCCAGACCCUGCAUACCGUGCCAUGAACGAACUGCUGGUGCAACUUUCAUCUGGUGAGCAAAAUCGUGAUGCUGGAUCACUGUCGGAGCCAGCGGCUGAACUCUUGCGUGUAGACAAUGGUGAUUGGACACACCCAACCAAACUACAGCACUUUUGCGCAGGAGUGUUUUGUUGUCCGAAUGGGAUAAAAGAAACACGUGCCAAGCUAUGGUCAGCAAUUUUGGGAUACAUAUUUGGAGUGAAAGCUACGAUUCCUGCAUUGUCUCGCUGGACAACAUGCGGUAGCUCAUCCAGAUAUUAUUUGCGAGCCUUGGGAUAUCACAACAUUCUGUGGCAUGCGUUUCAGCUGAUGCAUCCAACCCAGAAGGUAAGGGCUUUGGAGAGGGAAUUUCAGGAAAGCGACGAGUCGAUGCCAACAUCGACGUUUCUGAAGGAAUCUGACUCGACAGACUUUUACAGAAAGGUGUUGAGGGUGAAGGCAUUCAAAGCAUUUCAGUUUCUACGGAAUGAACAUUCACUUUUCCAGUCAUUGCUUUGCACAAUUGUGAUGGGAAAGUUUGAACGGGUGAUGUACACAUUCAUGAAGUGGCAACGUGAUGACUUUGAACUAACUGAAUUUCCACCGCUUGUCCGAAUGUUGUAUCCAGAAGACUCACCCAUCACACAAGCCUUGGCAUCGAUCAAGCAACUGUUGACAAUUGGAUGCAUCAUUGCGACUUCUCCACUUACAUUUCAAGAUGUAAUGCAUCGACUUGCUCAUCAUCACACAAUACCGGAGAAUGUGUGGGAUUAUGCCUUUUGGCUCUCGGUGGCAGCUGUUGGGCAACUUUGGAGACGGUUUGUGUUCCCAUAUAGUUUGCCACCCCUUUGUCUGGGAAAACUAUGUGAUCAACGCAUCGACAUCACAGAAAAGGAAUCUUUGGCAUCAUGGUACUUCAGUUUGCCAACAUGUUGCAGGUCACAAAGUUUUUGUCAACCACUGUUGAAUCAUGCGCAAGAUUCAAAAGACUUACUGCCUGGUGCAAAACUAUCUGGAACUUUGGAGGCAUGUUUUCGCACACCGUGUGCCAACAUUCAGUGUGAAAAUAAUUUUGCGAGGGCACAAUCAGCGAAAUUGGCUACCCGGGGGAGAUCUGACCACUCGUCACAGCUCUGCGGCAAACACAUUUUGGCUGAGAUGAAAGCAUGCCAUUUGAAGGAUGCUAGGCGAACAGCAGCCAACGCAUAUUUUCCGAAAGAGGAGGAUGAUCAAGUUGAACCAAUUCAAGAUUGUCACCAAACUGAUGUGGGAACUUGUCAUUCUGAUGUGGGAACCAGCACAAAGCGAUUCAAUGGGUACACACUCUACUGGACAGAGAGAAUGUCAGAACGUUUACAACUUCCGGGCGAGACAGCUGACCAAUGCAGGCUUAGGGUGAUGGCUGAGAGUAAAGCCACUUGGAACUCGGAUCCAGCACUUCGUUCUGAGUACCGAUGCAAAGCACAAGAAACCAACAAAUCAAACAAAUCUCAGUUGGUAGUUGCAAGUCAAGCUGUGAAUGAUGGUGUGAUGGUGAACAGCAGGGUGGCACCAAUGAAAGAACUUUAUCUUCGGCCAGUGGUUCAAACAACAGCUUCUGCGGGGGUGGGACCUCUUGGAAUUGGUGAUUCAAGAUUUGGACUUUCAGUUCAACUUCUCGGUGACACAGUUGAUGCAACAAUGGGGUUUGUGAAAAAAUUCAACAAUGAAUGGCUCACACGAGCUGGAGGUACUGUUGUGUCGUCAACUGAUUCAUUUCAGACUCCGAUGAAGCUGUCAUGUUUUGAGGAAUUUGGAUUUUGCUGGAACACAUUGAACAGGGAGAACAGGGAGCGUUUCUUUCAGAUUGAAACACAUUUGUUGCGGUUCAUGCAAGACUUCAGAAAGAAAUUCAUUCACAACAAGAAGAACAAGGGACCCAACGCUGACAUCAAGCAUCCUCUACUCAUUGCUACAAAGGGGAACGAACUACAUAUCGACAUCUCGAAGGUGUGGCUUUUGUCGGCAUAUUCAUUCUCACCGUACAGCGCUGACUGGUGGGAUUGUCAAUUGGAAAUGAGAGAUUCUCAUUUGGUGGCUUCACCAAAGUGGUCUGGUAUGAUGCCAUGUAUUGUUACCCACAAACAGCUUGCAAAGGAUGUUGCUCUUGGUGCUAUCUGCAGUGGGGAUGACUGGGAAUGGACUAUUUGUUCUGAAUACACAGUUGACAGGACGGAGAUUGGACUGAUUCACCUUCAAACUCACGAAGAUGUUCAGUGGGAACCCAUCGCUGGUGAUGAUUACUUGAUCAACGCUUCCGACGAUGAAGAUGGUGAACAACAUGGUUCAUCUUCAACUGCACCCACCAAUUUGUUUCUUCGAACUGUGGGUAAGACUGGAUCAACGAGAACCACCAAUAGUAAGACUGUUGUUGGCCAGAGGAGAACAUAUGGACAACCAACAUCAUCAAGUCAUCACCAUGGAGCCAGUGGGGGUGACGCUGCCACAGCGAUACCCAUUGAUGAUGUUCACAAUCGAGAGGCAGAUGAUGUUAGGGUGUUUGAUGAACAUGGUGCUCAAGAUGAGGAUGAGCUGACUAGGGCAUGGAGAAUGUCUCAUGAAACUGACGAAGGCCAGCAUGUGCUAUCUUCAUCUCGACCUCGGCAACCUCACGGUCAGCAUCAGAAAGCAUCCGAAGCAGCAUCUGCAUCAGCACCACCCAGAGCGAACCAGGGAGAGGGUGGAAGUGUUGACUUUGUUCUUCCUGAUUGUGGACUACGUUGUGCAGCAGAUGGGCAUGUAUAUUCGGCUACAUUGCAUGCUCCACUAGGUCGUAUCACUGAAUGGAAAAAGAACAAGCCUGGCCAUAGUGUCUCUUUUGCUUGCAAAAUGCAUUCGAAAUGCAGGGUGGUAAAGUCGAUGGCAACUUUACCACACAACUUUCAGGCAAAUUCAAUGCGAUGGAUGGCAGCUGGAUUGGAGCUGACAUCGCGUUCUCAAGCCGAUGAACAUAUGAAGAUGUUUGAUACAGCAGUGAUGAGACCUGAACUUUAGACAAGCUGGGCCCUUUGACAAUGCAUACCUUUGGCAAUCGGCUAAAAAAA